Molecule: messenger RNA, 2519 nt
Organism: Spea bombifrons (plains spadefoot toad)
Lineage: Eukaryota; Metazoa; Chordata; Amphibia; Anura; Pelobatidae
Gene: NUCB1
Product: nucleobindin 1
Exons: 13
Coding region: 95-1501 (468 amino acids)
Cellular component (GO): extracellular exosome; endoplasmic reticulum-Golgi intermediate compartment
Molecular function (GO): calcium ion binding
Source: RefSeq, a predicted model, not a curated record
UGGGAGUGGUGACGUUCCGAGCCGGAAGGGUGUCGUGGAACCUGUGGCAAUCGAUCCGGUAGUUAAUCGCUGAGUAGGUUUUUGUUGGCGGUGUAUGACCGGCAAGAUGAUGGUCCGGUUUCUCCUGUUGGUGGCCAUCCUGGGCGUUGGGCAUGCGGUGCCUAUAGAGCGGGCCACUCCAAAGAAAGAAGCCGAGCCUCCUCCGGAGCCAGCAGACACCGGGCUCUACUAUGACCGUUACCUGCGGGAGGUAAUCGAUGUCCUGGAGACGGAUGGCCACUUCCGGGAAAAGCUUCAGGCCGCUAAUGCUGAUGACAUCAAGAGCGGUAAACUAAGCAAGGAGCUUGAUUUCGUCAGCCACCAUGUGAGGACCAAGCUCGAUGAGCUGAAGAGGCAGGAGGUGUCCAGACUCCGAAUGCUACUCAAGGCAAAGAUGGACGCCACAAUGGAAGAGAAUGUCCAGAUUGACCACAUGAGUCUCCUGAAGCAGUUUGAGCACCUGGAUCCCCAGAAUCAACAUACAUUUGAGGCCCGGGACCUGGAGCUUCUCAUUCAGGCAGCCACCAAGGACCUGGAGAACUAUGAUGCUGCUCGCCACGAGGAGUUCAAACGCUACGAAAUGCUGAAGGAACAUGAGCGACGGGAGUAUCUCAAGUCCCUGGAUGAGGAGAAGAGGAAAAUGGAGGAAGCCCACUAUGAGGAGAUGAAAAAGAAGCACAAGGAGCAUCCCAAGAUCAACGUUCCAGGGAGCAUGGAUCAGCUAAAGGAGGUUUGGGAAGAAACCGAUGGCUUGGAUCCUAAUGACUUCAACCCAAAAACAUUCUUCAAGUUACACGACACCAAUGGAGAUGGAGUUCUGGAUGAUCAGGAGCUGGAGGCCCUCUUCACUAAGGAGCUGGAGAAGGUCUAUGACCCCAAGAAUGAAGAAGACGAUAUGGUGGAGAUGGAAGAGGAAAGACUGCGCAUGAGAGAACAUGUCAUGAAAAACGUUGAUGUCAACCACGAUCGCUUGGUCACACUAGAGGAGUUCCUGAAAUCCACGGAAAGGAAAGAUUUUAACGAGCCCGGAGGCUGGGAGACCGUGGACGAGACCCAGAUUUACACCGAGGAAGAGCUGCGUAAGUUUGAGCAGGAGCUGGCUGCCCAGGAGGCCGCUCUCAACCAGCGAGCCGAAGAGCUCCGUCGAGAACACGAAGACCUGCAGCAAAGACAUAUAGAACUGGAUGCUCAGAAGAGGGAAUACCACCAGGCCGUCUUGCAAAUGGAACAGAAAAAGUCCCAGCAGGGAGCCGCUGUGGGUCCCGACGGCGAGCUCAAAUUUCAGGCAGAGGCCCCCCAUCCAGCAGAUGACAAAGCUAAGCCUGAAGAACCAAAGCAAGGUUCUGAAAGUCAUCCUGGACCACCUGGAGAAACCCAGGAGCACCAUCCUGCCCAGAAAGAGCCAGAAGCCCCUCAGAUCAACCAAGUACAACAUGACCAGCCGCCUCACUCGGACCAAUAAGUGAGAAAGAGAAAGUCUUCGAGUGUCUGUGUUAAGUGAGCUUUCCUCCGCGGCCAUCUCCCCUCUCCCGCGUUUCCGAGACAAGGGAUGUGCAAUCAGCCUCUGGGUAAAUCUCUCACAUUGGGAAAUCGGGGAAUUUUGUUUUCAAAAAACAAACUUUAAAAAAAAAAAAAUGAGAUUAAACAAAGAUGAUGGAAAGCGGGUAGAGUUUAAUUAAUCAUGACGGCGUCAUACGAAAAGCUUAUACCAGCUUCUACCCAAUCAGCAUUGCUCCAGUAUGUUUGUAUUAUAAACCCGUGCCAGCGGCACCCGGCAGUAAAUCGAAAUCCUUUCCGAGGGUUACUUUCUGUGUAUUUUAGAGAUUAUCCAAGGUUACCUAAAGACGGCUCUGUACCCAAAACUCGUGGUUUCAAAAAUAGCCGUACAUAUCAGUGACCUAACUUCUAAAUGGCUGCAUUGAAACAGAUCUAAAAUGUAGGCGAUCCAGUUAUUUGAAGAAUCAUUUUCGCAGCGAUCUGCCUUAUGCGCGGCUUUUUAAGACCCUGCGUUUAGCCGGAGUAGCAGCCGUCGUGCAGCAGAAAAAAAUAAAGCGUCGGAACCGGAGCUCGAUCAACGAAACGCAAAAAUGUCUUGGAACCGGCGCACGAUAUGUGAUAAAAGUGGGGGGAAAAUCUAAUUAUAAACGGACUGGCACAGAAGGUGGCAUUCGUGCGCCAGUCCUUUAAAUCGUUGUUACUUAGAUUUAUAUUUUCGCUUUUCUCACAUAUUGCGCGCCGUUUAGAAGACAUUGACGCGUUUCGUUUUAUUGUGCUCCGGUUCCAACUUAAAAUUUUUUUUUUCCUGCUUUACCUGCGUCUGGGUAACACCGGUGAUGGGUUCCAAGCCGCGCUGUAUUUUUAUCGCUCCCGCAUUUAUUUCUCUUCCUAGAAGCCGUCAUGCCCCGAGCUUCUGUUUUGUUCAAGCAAAAUGACUUCGUUUUUAUUCCAAGCAUCCCAUUAAAGAUGAAUUUUAAAAACUA